Messenger RNA from Brienomyrus brachyistius, 1551 nucleotides. RefSeq names its product serine/threonine-protein kinase PLK3-like. NCBI's taxonomy places the organism in Eukaryota, Metazoa, Chordata, Actinopteri, Osteoglossiformes, Mormyridae. The transcript is spliced from 10 exons. Bases 260 to 1450 code for a protein of 396 amino acids. Gene Ontology annotation, molecular function: protein serine/threonine kinase activity; ATP binding. Gene Ontology annotation, cellular component: centrosome; spindle pole; cytoplasm. The record is from RefSeq and is a predicted model, not a curated record. Gene Ontology annotation, biological process: regulation of cytokinesis; mitotic cell cycle; protein phosphorylation.
ACCCGGACCGCGGUCCGCCUGGCCUCUGCUCUAAGGCUUUACUCCCGAGCAUGUGUUACUGCAUUACCGAAACUGAAUGUUUGGUGUACACAUUUUUUUUCUUCAAUAAAGUUGAUUGUAAUAAAAGUUUUUAUCCGUGUUUAGUUGCAUUGUCUUAGCAAGUUCACUUCUUUUUCCGUCCAUGUAAUUUUCAAUGUGGUGACGUAAUCCAUCUAACAAGUUCGAAUCGCGUGGCUGCCUUGGCCGCGUUCUAAGACUGAUGACGCAGUGUACACGUAAUUUAGAACGCGAGCGCUCACUACCCAUUUCGAGUAUUCCACGGGUUAGUUACGGAUCGCGCUUCUCUUCUGGUGAAAUCAUGUCUGUCAGUGAACCUUCCCGCGCUCAGAUGGCAUCGGAAGUGCCUGAGAUUCUGGUAGAUCCCAAGACAUUAAGGUCCUACGGCAGGGAUGAGCUUUUGGGACAGGGCGCUUGUGGCAAAUGCUAUAAGAUGACCGAUCUUGAAACUGGCGACACCUAUGCUGUUAAGGUCAUCCGGCUAUAUUCCUGGGGAGUGGAGGAGGUCUGUGAAGAAGUACAGAUUUUAAAAACACUGCGGCACAAGAAUGUGGUGGGGUUCUCCCACUCUUUCGAAGAUGACAAAUUCAUGUAUAUUUUCAUGGAGUUGUGCAGUGGGCAGACACUCGGUGACAUUUUAAAAGCUCGGGGGACUUUGACUGAGCCCGAAGUGCGAUACUACAUUAACCAGCUGAUUUCAGGGUUAACAUACAUCCACCGGCAAGGUUACGUCCACAGGGACAUCAAGUUGGAAAAUUUAUUUAUCAAUGACCAAAUGGAACUGAGAAUUGGGGAUUUCGGACUGGCGGUCAAGCUGAAGCCGAGGGAGAAAGAAGUGUGUGGUACUCCCGUCUACAUGGCUCCAGAAGUGUGGAAACGAGAGGGCCAUGGAAGGGAAGCGGACGUCUGGGCACUGGGCUGUGUCAUGUACCAGCUUCUGGUUGGGGAAAUCGCAUUCUACGAUGACAAUUACUGGGAGAUGCUCAAGAAUAUAAAGGAAGCCAAAUUUAUUCUACCGCAGAAUCUCUCUAUUGAAGCUGGGAAACUGAUGGGCAAGAUAUUUAGAAUCGACCCACGGGAUCGCCCGUCACUAUCGAAUGUCCGUCGCCACAAGUUCUUCACAAAGGGCUUCACUCCAAAGACACUGCCAGCUAGUAGCUGCAAUACACCACCAAAGCAUAAAUCAGUCAACCCAUUCAAAAAGAUUUUCAACCGUUUCAUGCGCCUGAUACGAAAAAAGCGAUCCAGAGUUGAGCCUUUACGGGAGGAUGCCGAGCAGAGUGGACUUGAGAUCCCCCAGCCUGUGGAGUCACUCCGUGUUCUAGAGGAUGUCAACAGACCAAUGAACAAAUUGACCUGGUCCAGUUGGUCAAAGUGGUUGAGGGACCUGUAGGCAGGCUGUACUCAGCAAGUGCAGUGACGCCCCACACCUGAGUGCCUCCCCCAGCUCCCUGUCCACUCCUGUUUCAAUAAAGUUCUUUUGUGUUUCAAGCA